GCAACGCCUCGAGAGUUCAGAAUCAGUUUUCGCACCACCGGCUCCUGAAUGAAACCCCUUCCGUGAUUAUAAAUGCAGAGAAAGAGAGCGCGCAUUGCAAUCUGCAACGGCGCCCCUGCCACCAGCCAACCAAGAUCUCCGUGAACGUAAGCAAGCUCUCAUCUCCUUGAUCAAAUCUGUUAGCGCAUCGACAGGAUUCAGGCAUGGGUGACGACCAACAGCCGCAGGCGCAGUGGUACUGGUUCCCGUACUGGACCAGCCCCCAGCAGCAGCCGCCGCCUGCUCAUCGGCCGGCCCUCCGCCCGCAGCUGUCGAGGAGGGACUCACGCCCGACGUCGCCGCCCGUAGCUCCUUCGCCCUCACGGCGGCCGCAUCACCCUCAGCCGACGACGGCAUCCAGAGGUGCUGGUGCUGGUGCCGCUUCUCCUCAGGCUCCGCCGCAGCCGAUUCCGCUGUCCAGCAGGCCGUCCCCGUCCCGCGCGGCGCCGCUCGCGCCCAACACUAGUGCAGCACCGGCACCGGCACCAGUUGUCAAAGAGCCCAAGCCGCCGCUCAAGCCAGCCACCCCCACUCCUCAUCAUCCUACUGCGCAAGAAGUUCCUAAGCAAAAAGACAUCAUCGUCUCAACGGAGAAAACCAUCCAUGAGCCGCCUGCAGACUCCAAGCCACACGGCAAGGUCGUAGAGAAAGAAAAAGAGAAGGACAAGGAGAAAGAGAAGGACAAGAAGAAGGAUAAAGAGAAGAAAGAAAAGGACAAGGACAAGAAGGAUAAAGAGAAAGAGGAGCACAAGGAGAAGAAAGAGAAGGAAAAGGAAGAGAAAGAAGAGAUCAAAAGCAAAGAGGUAGUGUUCCUGCACAACGACUCCAAGGUCGAGGAGUCGGCUAAGAAGAAGAUGCCAAGUAGCCACGGCGGCGGCGAGCACGGCAAGCUGCACAAGGAGCUCAAGGCGGGCGUCGCCGACAUGGUGCACAAGCUCGGCGCCACGUCGUCCAGCGGCCGCGAGCGCCCCGCCGCAGCGGCGGGGGCGACCGUCAUCACGCUGGCCGGCGAGAACAAGGGUGCGUCCAUGAAGAUAGACAGCAGCGCCAAGGCGGACAGUAAGGCGGACGCGGCGGGCAAGGAGCGCCGUGGCCACAAGCUUGACGCGGCCGAGAGAGAGGAGGCGGCCGGGGCCAAGGGGCUGACGGCGUACGUCAACAGCAACGUGCAGGUCAUCAACAACUCGCUGCUGCUGCAAACCUCCUGCAGCGGCGGCGACCCAGGGGUGCACCUGAAGCUGUCCACCGAGUCCAAGAAGAAGAGGGACGGCGAGGCCACCGGAGGCAAGAGUGGCUCUGCUGCUGCUGCUGCACCAAAGAAAUGAGCUCCAUCCAUCGCCGGCGCAUGGCUAUCAGCGCGACUAAUUAGCCAAAUCAUUCAUCGAUGUCCAUGCAAACAGAGUGUUAAAGUCUGGUUAGCACCGAUCAUUAUAUAUGCUCUGUGUACAUGGAUCUGAGCUCGUAAUAAUACGUGCUGAAUCUGAUCGGAUUCUAGUCUGAAAACUUGAUAAUAUGUAAAAGUGAACAAUAGGAAACUAAUGGCCCA
Phragmites australis (common reed) is the source of this 1585-nucleotide messenger RNA. RefSeq lists its product as uncharacterized. The record is from RefSeq and is a predicted model, not a curated record. Lineage: Eukaryota; Viridiplantae; Streptophyta; Magnoliopsida; Poales; Poaceae. The transcript has a single exon. Bases 204 to 1364 code for a protein of 386 amino acids.